This is a messenger RNA of Didymodactylos carnosus, 523 nucleotides long. NCBI's taxonomy places the organism in Eukaryota, Metazoa, Rotifera, Eurotatoria, Philodinida, Philodinidae. The record is from the annotation of a GenBank genome assembly.
AAUAGUCUCAUAAGUACUUUGCAUUCUUCUACCAAUAGGUUGUAUUGAUCCAUCCGAGCCUUUUCAAUGUCCACAUACUGAAAAAUGUAUUGCAUUACAAUUUAUUUGCGAUGGUCACCCAGACGAUUGUCCCGGUAAUCUAGAUGAAAAUGAAGAAACGUGUAUAGCAGCAAAACGUCCAGCGAAAGAAAAUAUUGAAAAAUUGUUGCAUGCCGAAUAUGUUCUUCAAGGAACAAAACUAUUUAAAUUUUUAUUUGGAUACAAACUAGGUCAAAGUAUUAAAGAAAACAAAAUGUUUUGGUUAGAUGCACUAGCAUCUGCAUUUUCAGUUGCAAAAACAAUACAGAGUUUUGCUGAAAAACUUGGUAUGUCAACUGAGGAUCUGAAUCAUUUUCAGCAUGUAAUGGUAAUGAUACACAGUGGACAUUUAGAAGAAAUUCCGUUUUAUGCACAAGACGCUGUUACACAAGGACUGGCAUCGCUCGUUGAAAACCUUUAUGAAUCUGGUUUCAUGGAUCAAUAA